UGCCCUCCCUUAGCUUUAAAACAAAACUGACCCGAGACUCGCUCUCUCCGUCUCUCACUCAUAAUCACCACUGAAACAGAAGCAUCGACGUAUGACACCCUCAUUUUUUUUACACCCAGAUCUCGCUUUCGAGAUUUCCUAGCUACCCAGCUCGAAAUUUUUGUUUUUUUUUUUAUAUUGUUAUGGCGACACUUCAAAGAUUCAAGCUUUUGGCCACCCAAUGCGCCGUCGCCGGUAGUCCGACUCGGAGCCCGACAGCCAGUCCAGUUAUCCACCUUCGCCGCCGCAAGACUCUCCGGAUGCUACUGAAUCGCCGCCGAUUCGCUCGCCCAGAUGACGAUGACUUGAACCGAGAUAUCGCCGAUAAGUCGCCCGAGAUCAAGAACAAAAAGAUUAGAGCCAAGUUGAAGGAUUUAUUUGUUUCAUCGCCGCCAUUUGAGGAUAAAGAUUCGGAGAGGGGGGAAGAUAGAGAAGGGCUUUUACCGGUCACUGGGAGUCUCAGUGGUGUUGGCGGUUCUGCAUCUCGUCGUGGCUCGGUCGGUUCACUAAGGCCGAUAUCUGCAACGUUUCGGCAUCGCUUAUUGAGAAGAGCUUGGCGACCUGUGCUGGUUACUAUCCCAGAGUAACAGUAGGAAAUCAAAAAAUCUAAGAAAAUGAUAAAUUGAAUAUUUUUGUUCAUUUUUAUUUAUUUUCCACUUUCUAUUUUUCUUGGGAAGCAUCUGAAAUAUAUGAUUUUGGAAAACAAAAACAAAAACAAUUAAAAUUUUGGGAUAUAUAUUAUUAAUUGGCCACUUUUGCUCAUUUUGGGGUCCCUAAAUUAUGAUGUUUCGGUUGCAAUAAUGCUAGUAAUGAACAUUAGUGUUUUCUUCCAA
Messenger RNA from Mangifera indica (mango), 872 nucleotides. RefSeq lists its product as uncharacterized. NCBI's taxonomy places the organism in Eukaryota, Viridiplantae, Streptophyta, Magnoliopsida, Sapindales, Anacardiaceae. Bases 183 to 626 code for a protein of 147 amino acids. The record is from RefSeq and is a predicted model, not a curated record. The transcript has a single exon.